UCUUCCCAAGCUGAGAUGCGAGCCGGCUCUGCUUGCUUGAUUCCCCCUCUCCGCCGCGCAGAGCACACAGCCCGCCGCCCCGCCGUCAACUUGGCUGAUCUCCUCGUGGGCUUCCUCCCUUCCCAGCAGUCCAGCACCACUCCUGGCCAUGGAAAUUGCUUCGGUUUUCCUCUUUUUUUUUUCUUUUUUUUUUUGCCAACACAAGCAAAACUUGUUCAUUUCUCCAAGCUCUCUCUCUCUCUCUCUCUCGCAGCUCCGGUUUCCUCCGGCUCUUCGGAUUUCAUCUCGGCCAUCUGCCCUGCCGGCCGCCUCCUGGCUUCUUGCGCGUUUACUGUAGCAUAUCCACUAGCUCAUGCAUCGUCUCUAAUUCUCUAUGCUACGGUUCUUGCCCCAUCUGUUCCGGUUCUUGGGGGCAGCUACCCACUUGCUUCUUCUUUUUAUUUUAAAUUAUUCUAUUCCUUGCGCUUGCUCGUUUUUGUUUUUACCUCCGCUGCUCGUGCACUGAUCUCUCUGAAUUCCUCUUUAAUUAUUGGUUUGGCAUGGGUGGUUGGAUGCUUGGCUAAGCUAGAGAUCCUGCAAGACCAUUCUUGUCCUGGCCCAAAGAGAAUCCAGCCCCUGACACUCCGGUUUAAUUCCUUCCUUGCCAAAGCUAGGCAGCGAGCGAGCGAUGAUGAGCUUCAAGGCCCACGACGGAUUCGGGCAGGUCGGCCAGGCCACCAAUGGUGGUGGUGGUGGUGGUGGAGGAGGAGGAGCACCGGUGCCAUGGUGGGCGGUGUCCCAGAUGCUGUACGGGGACCCGGCGGCCGCCAUGUCGCCGACGCCGGAGACGGAGGCUCGCCGGGACGGACAGUUCCAGGUCGUGCCGAGGGCUCAGGGCAUCUUGGAUCCGGCACCGCAACAGCCGGCGCCGGCGACGAGGAGCGGCGCUCCUGAGGUCCUCAAGUUCUCGGUGUUCCUAGGGAAUUUGGAGUCGGGAGGCAACAAAGGGGAGAAGGCCUUGGAGCACUCGGCCACCAUCGCACUGCAGUCGCCGCUCCCGGAAUACAACAGUCGUUUCGAGUUUGGCCCGGGUCCUUCCAUGAUGUCUUCUGGUUAUCCUUCCGCUGAGCAGUGUUAUGGCCUACUUACCACUUACGCAAUGAAAUCGACGCCCGGUGGCCGAUUGCUCUUGCCGCUGAAUGCAACAGCUGAUGCCCCGAUUUAUGUGAAUGCAAAGCAGUAUGAAGGCAUCCUUCGCCGCCGCCGUGCUCGCGCCAAGGUGGAGCGAGAGAAUCAGCUGGUGAAAGGAAGAAAACCCUAUCUUCACGAAUCACGCCACCGCCACGCGAUGCGCCGGGCGAGGGGCACGGGAGGGCGCUUCCUCAACACGAAGAAAGAGGGUGGCGGCGGCAAGGACGCUCCGGGAGGCGGCAAGAGGGCGGAAUGCACCCCGCCUACGCGCUUCGCCACGUCCCCGAGCUCCGUCAUCCCGCACUCCCGGAGCAGCAUCUCGAGCCUCUCCGGGUCGGAGGUGUCGAGCAUGUACGACCACGACGACGUGGACCACUACAACAGCAUCGAGCAGCUCCGGACCCCCUUCUUCACCCCGCUGCCGAUCAUCAUGGACGGCGAGCACGGGGCCUCCGCCCCCUUCAAGUGGGCCACGGCCGCCGACGGCUGCUGUGAGCUCCUCAAGGCAUGACUUGAGGGGGGGUAUACGCAGGCACCCAGAUCAAGAGCUGGCCAUGGCCGGCUCUGGCUCCAUCUGGUUGCCUGCAGGCAAAUCAUUCUUGGCUCUACUGCAUUGGGGCGUCCUUCCAUAUCACACUACCUUCUUCCCUGAAAAUUCCGGUGCUGGUUUUCAGGGAUGCUGUGAUGGUGGGGAUCCCCAUAUGCCUGUAAAAAAGUAUCGGAAGCACUAGCAGUGUACCACGGGUAUGAACUCUAUGGACUAUGGUAUCAGGUGUCUGUGUCAGAAUAAGUAUCGGAUUUCAGGGUGUUGUCAUGUGUUAGGGUCUGAAACUUUUGUGCUCUUGGCAAUGUGCUGGAGUAAGUUGGAGUUUGUUUGUUUGGUUUAGGUGAGUUUUAAGACAUACAAUCUAUUGUACUCUCAAUGUAUGAUUUGUAAGCUUGUCUGCAUAAAUGUUACCAGUUUUUUAGCUUAA
Molecule: messenger RNA, 2144 nt
Organism: Hordeum vulgare subsp. vulgare (domesticated barley)
Lineage: Eukaryota; Viridiplantae; Streptophyta; Magnoliopsida; Poales; Poaceae
Product: nuclear transcription factor Y subunit A-10-like
Exons: 6
Coding region: 668-1681 (337 amino acids)
Biological process (GO): regulation of transcription by RNA polymerase II
Molecular function (GO): DNA-binding transcription factor activity, RNA polymerase II-specific; RNA polymerase II cis-regulatory region sequence-specific DNA binding
Source: RefSeq, a predicted model, not a curated record